GGCCGGGACGGCGGUCCCGCUGCGAGCGGGAGACACACGGCGGGGAGGAGCAUGGACGGGACGGUGAGCUUUGCCCCAGGUCCUGCCUCCCCCCCGCUCUGGGCUUCCGUCCGGCUGGACCUCGUGGCGGCACUUGGCCGGGGCUCUGCCCCGAGCACCUGCGGGAGCUCUGGUUGCAGGACAUCCCCGCCUUCUCAUUGCCCCCGCCAGCGGUGUCGCCGGGCUGGGCGCGGACCCCGGCCACUGGUGCUACCUGCAGGGCACCAGUGGACCCCGCGCUGUCGCUGUGCCGCCCGCCGGGGCCCCCUCCCGCCGCCGCCGUCGCUCGGCUCCCCCACAGAGCCGCGGCCGGAACGCCCCGAGGACCGGCCCACCGAGCUCUCCGUUCUUCCCUUUGGACUCGUCUGUCCCCCCGGCCGAGCUCUGGUGGCUUCGCUGCCCCGCAGAGACUCAUCUGGGUCGGAGAGGCAGGCAGAGCACAGGAGCCCAGUUCUCAUUUUCCACUCCCAGCCCCCUCGGGGGUCUUUCCCUCAGCAGGGACGGACUUGCUCGUUUGGAAUCGCCCUCGCAUGGUCCUCUGGAGGGGAGGAUCCUCUUAACACCCUGUGUCUGGAGACACCCCUCAACCUAGUGCUGUCCUGUGACUACCUGACAUCUGGCUCCAGUGCUCCAGGAACAGCCAGGCUUCGUGUGGGAGAUUGUACCAUUUGAGAGAGAAUUUGUCUUUUGCCUCUCAGGUCUGUUUCCAGAGGGAGAUACACAGUCCCAGGUACUCUCUUGGGACAAACUGAUCCAUAUCUGUAGGAGACUAAUGCUCUGGAAGAUCUUCGCUUCAUACACGGGCAAAUCAUCUCAUUUUGGUGACGCGAUCUUGCUAAUGGAGAUUGCUAGUCACUCCUGCCUGUUCCCUGGGGCCCGAAGUCUUCUCUGUCUCCUCCAUCAGCAGGGCCUGUGGAGGGACCCUGUGGGCAAGUUGCUGCUGGGAAAGACUGAGGCAAGAGCAAGGUCAUUCACAGGUAGCAUGAUCUUGGGGGGUGUUUGUGCAGUGUCCUUUCCCAGUCCUGUCAGCACUGCCCUUCCUGGAGAGACUGGCUUCAUAGUGUUGCCCAUCCAGGGGAGUUCUGAGGCUUCUGAAGAGGACCCAGUUCCUUAGUGCUGCAAUCAACAACUUACAGUUUACUGUUGGGACACCACCAUGAAGAACCAACCCAUCUUCCCAGAAAGAGUCUCCAGCUCUAUGUGAGAAAGAAGCUCCCAGACUGGCCUUACCCCUAAAGACAGGAGCUGGAUCCAAAUGCAUCCUUGAUCUUAGAUCUGUUCCUGCUUCAGGUCAAUGACAGUAUCUGCUGCUAAUUCACCAUGACAUAGAACCUGGUCUCCUGUCCAUCCUCUUGGAUAAGUUUCCUGCUUCCUCUUGGUCUAUAUAGAUGUGACUCCGAGUGUUCAUCAGCUACCUAGUCUGCUACAGCGACCUGGGAUGCCAUCAGGAGCUCGAAUGCCCCAUCAGGGGGCUCCCAUGGGUCCCCCAGGUGCCCCAUAUGUUGGAAGCCCCUCAGUGAGACCUGGGAUGCCUCAGACAGUGAUGGAAACCACAAGAAAACGUACGGCACCGCAGCAGGUCCAGCAGCAGCAGGUCCAGCAGCAAGUGCAACAGCAGCAGCAAGCCACACAGAACCGAACUAGGAGUGCCAAGAGGAGGAAGAUGGCUGACAAAAUUCUCCCUCAGAGGAUCCGGGAGCUGGUUCCUGAGUCUCAGGCCUACAUGGAUCUGUUGGCCUUUGAACGCAAGCUAGACCAGACCAUCAUGCGGAAGCGCGUGGACAUUCAGGAAGCCCUGAAGAGGCCAAUGAAGCAAAAGCGGAAACUGAGACUUUACAUCUCCAACACCUUCAAUCCUGCCAAGUCUGAUGCAGAUGAUUCUGAUGGCAGUAUUGCCUCCUGGGAGCUGCGUGUGGAGGGGAAGCUUCUGGAUGAUCUCAGCAAACAGAAACGGAAGUUUUCAUCUUUCUUUAAGAGUUUAGUUAUUGAACUGGAUAAAGAUCUUUAUGGGCCUGACAACCAUCUUGUGGAGUGGCACAGAACUCCCACAACCCAGGAAACGGAUGGCUUCCAGGUGAAGAGACCUGGAGAUGUCAGUGUGCGAUGCACGUUACUCCUCAUGUUGGACUACCAGCCUCCCCAGUUUAAGCUGGACCCACGAUUAGCCCGUCUGCUGGGGAUACACACGCAGACCCGGUCAGCCAUCAUCCAGGCUCUCUGGCAGUACAUCAAAACAAAUAAGCUGCAAGACUCCCAUGAUAAGGAAUACAUUAAUUGUGACAAAUACUUCCAGCAGAUCUUUGACUGUCCACGGCUAAAGUUUUCAGAAAUUCCUCAGAGGCUCACUAACCUUCUGCUGCCACCAGACCCUAUUGUGAUAAACCACAUCAUCAGUGUUGACCCCAACGAUCAGAAGAAGACGGCUUGUUAUGACAUAGAUGUAGAAGUUGAAGACCCAUUAAAGGGACAGAUGAGUAGUUUUCUUCUCUCAACAGCUAACCAACAGGAGAUUACAGCACUGGACAACAAGAUUCAUGAGACAAUUGAAUCCAUAAAUCAGCUGAAAAUACAACGAGAUUUCAUGCUGAGUUUUUCCAAAGAUCCCAAAGGAUACAUUCAAGACCUUCUCCGAUCCCAAAGUAGGGAUCUCAAGGUAAUGACUGAUGUGGUUGGAAACCCAGAGGAAGAACGCAGAGCUGAAUUUUAUCAUGAGCCGUGGUCUCAAGAGGCUGUAAGCAGAUACUUCUACUGCAAGAUCCAGCAGCGCCGGCAGGAACUGGAACAAUCUCUGGGAGUGCGCAACACUUAAGUACUGCUCACCAGAUCCCAUUGGUAUCAUGACCACCAAACCAGUGGACUUUUCAGUGUUACUUAGCUCACUGUUACACAUGGACCCGCUUCCUGACUGGAUGAGAACGUGCCAUCAACACACCAGUCAGAACACCAGCUUUAGAGUGACCCUUGAAAAUCUUGCCCAAGAGGGGGUGUCUCAAACCAUUCCAGACCAGAGACAGUGCCAUACAAGUGUCAGUGUUUAAGAAGAUUAAUGGUUUAUUCAUCAACGUGCAUCAUUUAGUGGAAAGUUCAGACACUACACAGCAAAUCCUAAUGGGCUACAUACAGAGUCAUGGGUGGCAUUGAUGGGGGGGAAGUUGAGAUGGGUGUUAUAGGAGACUACAGCUUUAGAGAAAUAAAGGCAGUUCUCAUCCUAUGUUACCUAGGAGUCUCAAUUUGCCACUAAACAAGAUAGUCUUUCUUAUAGCUCUGGAAUGUUCUGUAUCCAUGAACAGAAUUUUUAUUCCAGCUGGACCAGUGCAAGAAGCCAUCUUGCCAUGUGAAAGAGCCAAUUAGGAGGAUUUUCCUUCCUGGAAAUGAAGAGCCACUCUGGAAGAGGGAAGUACAGCCAGGGUAUCUCUUCUGCAGACUCUCAAUACUUACUCUUUCCCUUGACCCUGCAGUGAAAGGUAGAAUGAAUUACGUAACACUAGGUGGGUAUGAUCAGUGUGCUGUACUGAGAGACAGAGAAUUACUCCCUGGAUAAUACCUGCUUACGCAUCCUUAAUAUCCAUGGCAGCAGCAAAGCUGAAGUUGGAGCAGGAAAUGAGGCAUUCUGAGAAAAUGAAAAUGACUUAAUGGUGCUUUGCUGAUACCUGCCUUGAACACAUCAGAUACUAACAGUAAGCAUGUGUAUAAAAUACAAUAUUUCCUAAAUCAUAGUUUCUCUCUGUGCCAGUUGGGAUCAACACUGAGAAGAACUUCCCUAAUUGUCAAGUUGGUGCAGAACACAAGAAGCUUGACUUCAUAUAACAUAGCAGUUUUCUCUUACUUCAAGAUAUUAAGACUUGAGUCCCUGGAUUGGUCUCACAUUUCAGUCAUGAACUGCCUCUUACUAGGAAUUACUCCGUUCCCCCAUACAUUAUACAUAGUGGUUAUAUAGGAUACUGCUGAGUUACAAAGCACUGUCAGCCUUAAAUAGCACAGAGAACAUAUCCCUUGGAAACCAUCUUCUUUCUAAAUGUACAAAAAAUUCAGACUGUGGGAAUUUGUACCAUAUUUACUUGGAAACAGGGACUUCUUCAUUAAAUCCUUCCCCACUCUCAUUUUUUAUAGUUUAUAGACUAGAUUGUAAUUAAUGGCCCAACAUGAUUUCUAGUCAGCUACCAAAUUAUAACUGGCCAGAUGAUGUGGCACUCAGAAUCCUCUUAUGGGUUAUGAUUGUUCAUUUCCUUUAAUUUUCUUGGAAAGAGAAAUUCACGUGGUGCAGAAUGGAGGCAGCUCUUCUGAAUAAUGCAUUUUGCUGUAGUUUUGCCUUUUUCUCUUCUAGUGUCUUUGCCAAUUUCAUUUGUAGUUGAACUUAAAAGUUUCUUCUGUCCAGUCACAGAAGUGAUAGUCUCUCCCAGCCCUUUAUUUAAUACCUCUGCUUUCACAUUAAUAGUGCCAUAGCAUUUACUCUGUCCAUUGUGUUCAGUGCUGUGUUGGAAAAUGUACAUUUGAUUGCAGUCAUAUAAUGGCAGUGCUGUCAUGCAAAACCACUGGGGUAAGUAAAAGCAUUUCUCUACCAAUUUGCCUGAGGCCUUUUACUAGGAAUGGCUUCCUUUGGAAUUGCUUUAUGUUAAAACCUCUUUUUACAAUAAAAUACGAAAUCCUGCAGUCUUGAGCUGGGUAUAGUGAGGGACUGUGAGGCUGCCAGACAAUGACUUUAAAUCUUACUUUAGGACUCUGCUAAUGAGACUACAAACAAGCAUUGUGAGGGAAAACAGUGGGGGUCAUCUGCUACUGUGCUUCCAUGUUUAUUACACUGCUGUGUCAGUUGUGUGCAUGCUGUCCAGUGUAUAAACUCUUUUCUGUAUGUGGUAAACAGAGCAGCUACAUUUAGGGGAUGCAUUCAGUCUCCAGGAAUAAGAAAUGCAAAGAAGGAUAUGGAAGGAUGUGCGAAAGGAGUGAGACUGGGGUAGAGGCCUGCAGGAUGUCUGCCAGCAAAUUCUGUUUUUUUGAGAACUUUCCACUGCAGUGGCAAAUAUUUCUGCAGAGAAAUUUCAGUCAUGUGGCAAAACUGGCAGCAUAAUGGUGUCCUAUCUGCUUUUAGAAUCUCUCUGUAGAAUAAAUUGUGUGGGUCUGUUUUCAACUGUCUUUCAGAGCAAGUUAAGGAAACCAAAGUGGUGGUGUGCCCAGUGUUCACAGCAUCAUUGCUGGAAGGUGAACCUGUGUUGAGUGCCAGAGCUGGGCAGGUGUCAGCCACUGUAGAGGGCAAUCCAAAAUAUAGAUUCUUACAUCCCAUUGUCCAUAUUCCUAUGUACACAAACAGCCUGGUCACCAGCAGUGAGUCUUGGGAAUAUCUGUCAGGUGUCUUUGGUUAAACAGGGGCUUGAGAUUUUGACACUGCUUUCCUGUGUUCAGAAGCAGUUCAGGCCUUUUUCUGAAGAAACAGAGAAAAAAAUUUGUCUUCUGUUCCAGGGGUGUUUAUUUGCAAAAAGUAGUAAUUACAUUUGAAGAAAAAUAUUUGAGACAUACUACGAGGAAGUGGACUAAAUGCUGUUUGAGCAUAUGAAAAGGAAGGGCAGUGGUACUGAACAGGCAUGUUACUGUGGCAGAUUUGGAACAAUAAAUUAAUUUCAGGAUGGUUGUCUUUUUGUGUUUGUAAAAGUUGAUAGGGAGGUCUUUUGGGGUCUUCAGUUGUUGCUCACUCAGUACAAUGUCUGUGCAUACUGCAAAAAACCCCAGUUGUGUGCACAAGAGUAGUUAAUGUAUAGAUGAUAAUAUAGAUUGUUAGUAUCAAACUAGGAAAGGGCUAAAACAGAAUUCUGGAAUGCAAGGAGUAUCUUGGAGCUGAAGUGUUGAUAUGGCAGGUUUGAAACACUUCUACAGUUCUUUGUGCUGUUGGCCAUGAAUCAGGAUUCAGACCAAGGGUUUGUUAGAAAUUAAGGGGAAACAAACAUUUGAUUAUGGAACAGAGGGAAGAAUACAGCAGUGGAAAACAAUAUACAAAGAUGGAGCAAAGCACCAAUGAAAUGUCAGUGAGGCAUAGCACAAGGUAAUGUGCAAAGAACUGUUGGAAAUACCACAGUAUGAGUGAUGUGGUGUAUUUUGUGUGCAUGUGUGGGUGCCUAUGAACAGAGUGUGUGUAGGUGAGAGCCAGUGUCACCUCAUGUGAAGCCUGGGAAACGGGUGUCCAGGACAAGGACCAGUUGUUCUGCAGUAACUCCAAGACACAUCAUCAGAAUGUUUUCCACUGUUUUCAACAGGGAUUCACUUGUUUGAUUUAGCAGCAUUGGUGGUUGUAGUGCAGACAUUGUUUCAGCUGGCAGUUUCUUUACACUUUAUCUAGAAUUUAUCCUGUGAACCUUAGUGAAAUUAGUGCAUAUAUCAACAUGGGUGCAUAUCCUAGCGCCUCUAAUUUUGCCAAAAUGCUAGUCAGGUAUUGGAGGUUUUUUUGACCUGAUUUGGUAUUGAGAACCCUUUCGUGGCAGUGCAAAGAGAUGAAGGGGAAAAGAAAGCUCUUUAUUUCCUGAAGAAAGGGAUCACCUCUCUGUAACUGCUCUGUUGUUCAAUAGGAUGUAUCUGUUCUGCCAGAUCCUGUAUGAUAAGCACCUUUUCCAAUCUCAUUGAAGAAAAGAACUCCAUUUAAAAAAUACAGCUGUGGGUUGUGAGAGUGAGCAAAUACAUGUAUAAAGCGGAGGGGGGGGGAGAGAGAGAGAAAAUCCCUCUACUCUGUAGCCACCACAUCUUCAUUGGUUGAUGCUGAGUGAUUCAUAGAAAAGCUUUUAACAAUAAAUACUUUGUUUCUUUGUA
Calypte anna (Anna's hummingbird) is the source of this 6828-nucleotide messenger RNA. RefSeq names its product SWI/SNF-related matrix-associated actin-dependent regulator of chromatin subfamily D member 3. The record is from RefSeq and is a predicted model, not a curated record. Gene Ontology annotation, cellular component: SWI/SNF complex; nucleus. The transcript is spliced from 14 exons. NCBI's taxonomy places the organism in Eukaryota, Metazoa, Chordata, Aves, Apodiformes, Trochilidae. Bases 1478 to 2848 code for a protein of 456 amino acids. Gene Ontology annotation, biological process: regulation of transcription by RNA polymerase II.